AUGGAUUCUUCAAGAAACCAUUAUUAGUUUACCCCUAAUUUUAAGGCUGACGAUAUUUAUAAGUAGAAGCAUACUCUAGGAAGUCAUGGUAAAUUCCCAAGAGAGAGAAUUAUGAAAAAGACAUUUAAAGAAAUGAGUCAUAAUCAUUUAAGUCCACCAGAAAUAGGGAGCACUAUGGGGCAUGGUGCCGGACAAGGUUUCCACCCAGAUAAAUUAGUUACAGUUAAACAAUUUAUAUAAGAACUAAAUGAUAACUAAAACAAUUAAAGCAAUAAGAUUAAAACUGAAGUAAAAAAUAAACUUAAUUCAUGA
Molecule: messenger RNA, 312 nt
Organism: Tetrahymena thermophila SB210
Lineage: Eukaryota; Ciliophora; Oligohymenophorea; Hymenostomatida; Tetrahymenidae
Exons: 1
Source: RefSeq, a predicted model, not a curated record